This is a messenger RNA of Equus caballus (horse), 5626 nucleotides long. RefSeq names its product YjeF N-terminal domain containing 3 (gene YJEFN3). The record is from RefSeq and is a predicted model, not a curated record. NCBI's taxonomy places the organism in Eukaryota, Metazoa, Chordata, Mammalia, Perissodactyla, Equidae. Gene Ontology annotation, molecular function: NAD(P)HX epimerase activity. Gene Ontology annotation, cellular component: mitochondrion.
CCCUUUCCAUCUCUCCCAGGGACCCUGGAGCACCCGCCCUUCCUUCCCCAUCUGGCAAGAGCUGAGCUCUUUUAACUCUUGACUCAAACAUUCACACCUCCCUUGGUGGUCCCCCUGCCACUAUCCCCUUGUCCAGAGAAGGAAACUGAGGCCUGGGGAGGGAAGCCACUGGCUGAGCCAGCGCUAGGGCAAGUUUUGAACAUAUGGACCACUUGCCAGCGGGCUGAUGAAUUUGGGGUCGGAACUGGCAGCUGUGGCUGUGUCUCCCACCUCGUCCUGAGUCAUCCUCCUGUGUCCUCUAAGCUUGUGUGACAUGGGACCCCAAGCAGGGCUGUGGACCUCACUGUACACAGAUUCAUUUAGAAGCCCCUUGUGCAACCACCUGCCUCCUGUCCACUCAGCCCCCAUUCUCAGGGCAGUAUGUCCAGUGACUAGCUGAUGCCCAGACUCAGCCUGGAGACCCAGCAACAUCCUAGGCAGGGGGAGAAGAAUGUUUUAGAAGCUGGAACUGUGACUUCACCUGGCGUGGGGGACAGCAAGGCCAGUUGUGUGGGGCCUCAAAUGGCAACUGAGGAAUGAAGGGGUGCUGUCAGGUGGGUAGGAGGGGAACACAGCGAGCAAGGGGAGAGGAGGCAGCGAGGCUGGAGACAUGAUGGGGGGCAUGGAGGCGGGAUGAGGAAUGUGAAUAUUCUCUGAGGGCUGGGGAGCCAUAAGAAGCUUUGGGAUGGGGAGUGAUGUGAUCUCGUGUUCAAGUUUUCAAAGCCCCCAUGUCGCGUGUCGAGGAGUUUGGGGGGCAUGAAACUGCUGUAGGCAGCCAGGUGAACAGUGAUGGCAGGCUGGUGGGCAGAGGCGUGAGGGUGGAGAAAAGCAGAGGGAGCUGAGAGAGCAGGGAGGGUCUGGCACAGGCACCCUGCCCUCAGGGCUUCACCUCCAAAAGAGCCCCUCCCCUACUUAGGGCCCUCCUUGCCCCCUCCCAGAAGCAUUCUGGGAGUGUCAGUCCCAGUUCCCUUUGAAACCAGAUCACCUCAGCCCUUCUGGGGCUGGCGGCCAAAUCCUUGGGCCUUGAAGCCCCUCUCGUCUGGGGGCUGAGAUUGGGAGAAGCAAGAGGCACCCUCAUAACUGAGCCCCUCACCCCCAGUCUCACAACUGCCUGAGUCUCCCUCCCCCACCAGCUCAAAUUUCCUGCUGCCCCCACCCCCAGGCUCCAAGCCUGGACCACCUUCUAGCCACGAGUCCCCAUUACCACUCUAAUGACCACUUAGGCAAGAAGAUGAUGUUUCAAAGGCCAAACCUUUGGGACAGAGGAAGAACAGGAGGAAUGGAUACUCUCCCACUCUCCUCCCUCCCUCGUGUGGGGGCAGCAGCCAGAGCUGUCACAAGAUGAAGGUGGAGGAAUGAGCCACAUUCCUGAACGUGCACCUUCUCCAACCUUCUUUCCUGGGAGGUGGGCCGGGCUGCCCUGGGGGCGGUCUUCAUCUGAUUCCACCGUGAGCUCCUUUCCCCCACCUGGUCCUUCAGCCUCUUCCAACGUAGGUGGAAGAAAAGCCCAGAGUGGAAUCUGGCUCUGGUUGCUGAGGUGACUCAGGGCAUGUGGCCGCCCUGUCCUAAGCCUCCAUCUCCCCCAUCUGCAUGGGCCCCCAAAGUGUCUUCCUGACCCAGUUUCUCAGUCUUGCUUGCUCUGCUUCAGCCACACCAACCUCUCUUCUGUCCCUUGAGCCUGCCAAACUCAUUCCCACCACAGGGCCUUGGCCCUCACUGUUAUUGCAACCUGGAUUACCUCCCACAGUGCUCUAGACCUCCUCCUCCAGGAAGCCCUCCCCGACCCCCUAUCCCACAGCAGUCCUCACACCCCAUCUCUGUUCCUCCUGCUGCCUGGCCUGAUCAUGCUGCAAAAUUGGCUGGAAAGUUGUGGUCUCCUGCUCACAGAAUUGAGGAAGGGAACCUCAGGAUUCAUCCCACCAAAUCUCUGCUUCUCCUUCUCUGGUCACAUGCUGUGGCUCUGGAGAUGGACACCAAGGGUGGAAGUCCUGGUUUUCCCACUUGCUUCCUGCAUGACCCUGGGCAAGCAACUUAGCUUCUCUGAGCUGUUGGGUGUUCUUCCAACUCCUCUGGGCCAGGUUCUAUCAUAAUCAUCAUUGUUACACUCUCUAGAGUCUGCUGAGCUAGGGGCAGGUGCUGUUCCCCAGCAGGAAGGGGUCCUGCCUAGGAGAAGCUGGCAUCAGGUCUUAGACCCUGCCCAGCUGCCCCAACCCCUGACUUGGGUGAGGAGCAUCUUCUGAUCCUCAAUGCCAGCUCUCCCUCUCUGCAGCCACCAAGCCGGUGCCCUUUGGAAGCCAUCUAGGCCAGGGCCAGCUUGGUCUUGGCACUUAGAAGGGCCCAACACUUGGUUUAAUCUGCUGUCACUACCUUAAAAUUCUUAAUAAUUUUUGAACAAGGGGCCCCACAUUUUCAUUUUGCACUGGGCCUGGCAAAUCAUAUAACCUGUCCUGCCUUCACUUUGCAAAGGAGGAAGCAAGGUUCAGAGAGAUGAGAUAGACCCAGUAACUCAGCGAGUUGGUGGCAGAGCUUUACCUCAAGCAGAGGCCACAACUAUAACUGUCCUUGAAGAAGGGUCACCAAUGGAUCUCAGAGCUGUGGGCCCCACAUCCACCCUCCUAAGUGAGCCAUCAAUCCCCUCUGCAACCUUCAAAACCCACUUCCCCAGCCACCCUUCGUCCAGUCUACCCACUCCAGCGUCCUGAAGCUCGCUCAAUGGUUUCCAUUUCCUGAAAUCCGUCCAUCGCGCCCAUCAAAGUCCUUCACGCUGCAUUCCGCUUUCUGGGUUCCUCCCGCCUUCCCGGCUGGGGGCGUCAGUGUCACGCUCUGUCUCCCACGCUUUGGGGCAAUAGAACCAACAUGCGCCGCCACGCGCUUCUUCGACCACCAGAGGGCGCCCGUACCUCAGGUUUUGGCUCAAACCGCCCGCUGCUUAGGCUUCUGUUCAACCGCGUGCGCGUUGAGUGGGGAAACUGAGGGAGGAUCCCCGGCUCUGGGCUGCGGAAGCUGCACGAGGGUGGCUCGGAACCUCGGUGGAACAUUUCUGGCUCCAUCUGAGUCUCUGUCUCUAGGUCCUUUCUCCAUCUCUCUGUGUCUCUGAGGUUCUCUCCCCACUCUGUCCCCCAGCGCCGCGGAGGCGGCUGCUCUGGAGCGGGAGCUGCUGGAGGAUUAUCGCUUUGGGCGGCAGCAGCUGGUGGAGUUGUGCGGCCAUGCUAGUGCCGUGGCUGUGACCAAGGUACCUGACUUCUCACCCUCAACCUUGACCCCAAUAAGAUGGCCAGCCUACCAGAGCCAAGGCUAGCUGCAUGACCACCAUGGCUAGGAUGGGCUUGUCCUCAGGAACCCUCUUUGCUUGGGGCCACCUCAGCGCAUCACUCAGAUGGGGAAACUGAGGCCCAGAGAGGAUCAUCAAUGGGACAGGCCAGGGUGACAUUGAGCAUCAGGGCAGAGACAGGGUCCCCAGAGAUGUGAGGCUGGGGAGCAGAGACUGAGCCAUCGCAGGGACAGGUCUGGGGCCCUUGAGGUGCAGACUUGACUGCUUGUGUCUGCCACCUCCUGAGUCUCAGGCACAGGGGACAUCAGCUCCCACAGUCUGAGCACCCCCCAAACGACCCUGUGCCACAGGUGGGGAAAUUGAGGCCCAGAGGCUGGGAGGGGCUGCCCAGGGCCCCAGGGGGUGGGAAGCAGAGCUGUAUCCAGCUUUGGGGCAAACCUGCAGCCCUCGAGGGACCUCCAAGAGACUCAUGCUAUCCAGGGUUUCCAGCCAUGUUGCCAUACCAUGCAGGGCCUCAGUUUCAUCCUCUCAAGAAAGGGUUAUAAAUUGACUCCAGUUAAACUCCCGCCUGACCCUUCGUGACCAACUGUCCGGUUUUUGCCCUGAAAACCCUGCUUCCGUCCAGGAGCCCCUCGGUCCCAGCCACCCAGACGCUAUCACUCUCCCUCACUUGCGUGUGGGACUCGGCUCUGGGCCUGGUGUGGUGGGGGCACAGGCAUCAUCAGGGUUGGGCAGGGCCUCGCUGAGACCUUGGAGUGGAGACUCAAAAAAGGGAAUAACUUCCCCUCUGUGUAGUUGGAAGUUAGAACCUGGCUGGGCCCCCCUGCACACCCCCCUGCCCCCCCAGCCACCUCACAUGCCUGGCAGCCAUUGUAACUCCCAUUUGAUGGAGGCAAAAUUGAGGCUGGGAGAGGAGAGGGGGCCGAGGCGACGCAGAGUCAGGGCAGGGCUGGGUCUGGAACACCGGGACUCUUACCUCCUGUGUUAAAGAGAGACACACAGGCCCACAGAGACACAGAGAGUCUGAGAGAGAGAGACUGACAAAGAGAAAAACAGAGACGAAGACAGAGAGAGACUAGAUGGAAAGGGACGGCUGAGAGAUGGAGAGACAAGGUGUUCCCCUUGCCUGCUCUCUCUCGGAAGCAGAGGAUGGUGCUGGUUGUGUGCGGCCCGGAGCAGAACGGUGCAGUGGGGCUGGUCUGUGCCCGGCACCUGCGGGUGUUUGAGUACGAACCGACCAUCUUCUACCCUACACGCUCCCUGGACCCGCUGCACCGGGACCUGACUACCCAGUGUGAGAAGAUGGACAUCCCCUUCCUGUCUUAUCUGCCCACGGAGGUCAGCGUUCCGUGGCAACUGGGAUGGGAGGUGGGGGACGGUGCCCUAAGGCUGCCCCCUGACCCUGCCUGCCAUCCCAGGCUGGGACGCGGAGACCGGCGGCGACGCCGAGGACGGGCUGCGGCCGGACGUGCUGGUGUUGCUGGCGGCGCCCAAGCGCUGCGCCGGCCGCUUCUCCGGGCGCCACCACUUCGUGGCCGGCAGGUUCGUGCCCGACGACGUGCGCCGCAAGUUCGCGCUGCGCCUGCCGGGCUACACCGGCACCGACUGCGUGGCGGCGCUCUGAGCCCGCGCCCCCGCGGCCGGACCCGCGCCAAUAAACAGCCGUCCGCCGCCACCUCGCCUCCGCGUCCUCUGUGCGCCGGGCCCGCGCUGGGCGCGCAAACUCGGGGUGGGGGGUCCUUCCCACCGGCCCCCGGCGGCCCAAGGCGGGAGAGCUAGAGGGUAGACACAGGGUGGGACUUCCCGCUGGCCUCCGAGAAAACUGGAGCCAGAAGAGUGGUGGGUAGGUAGAUUCAGGGUGGGACUUCCAGCCUGCUCGGGGUAGGGGGGGCCUAAAACCAACUGGAUCGAAGUCAGACUCGAUGGAAGACUUCGAGCCGCCCAAAGGGCCGCCUAAAGCGCGAAGAUUGGGGCAGCUUCAGGCUCGAUUCCAAGAGGCACCUCCCGCAGGCAGCUUGGGACCCAACGUGGAGAGUGGAGGGUGGGCUGAGGGAGGGACUUCCAGCCGGCGACGGGGGAAGCAGGCCAGCCAGCCUGAGGGCGGAGGCACAGCCAGACUCACCGAGGGGGGCGACCCAGAGAGGUUGCUCGCACACCGAAGUCACCCAGGGCCGAGGAGGGUCUCUUGGACGGGGCGGGGCCUGGACGGGGCGGGGCCUGCGGUCGCGUUCGCCCCCACUCUCAGCCCCAGCGGCAGCCAGACCUGCAGGAGUCAGACCCGAGCGCGCCGCAGAGCCUAGACCCUUCCUCGGACGC